This is a messenger RNA of Trematomus bernacchii (emerald rockcod), 2611 nucleotides long. Its product is annotated as phosphoribosyl pyrophosphate synthase-associated protein 2-like. Gene Ontology annotation, cellular component: cytoplasm; ribose phosphate diphosphokinase complex. Gene Ontology annotation, biological process: purine nucleotide biosynthetic process; 5-phosphoribose 1-diphosphate biosynthetic process. The record is from RefSeq and is a predicted model, not a curated record. NCBI's taxonomy places the organism in Eukaryota, Metazoa, Chordata, Actinopteri, Perciformes, Nototheniidae. Gene Ontology annotation, molecular function: ribose phosphate diphosphokinase activity; magnesium ion binding.
CUGAACGUCACUUGAAGCAGGCGGAGUGAGAGGAGCAGGUUGCGAAGAACAGGAGGAUUUUAUACAUUUAAAUAUAAGUGGUUGCAUACUGUGACCGGACCUAACACGCAAGCUGGAAGGGCUCAGCGCAGCCUGGGUGCCCAGGGAUCCUCUGCCUGAGUGCAGGGAGAGCAGCGAGCGCCCCCCCGGAGUCAUGGACCACACCAAGGGGGGCCUCGUCAUCUUCAGCGCCAACUCACAUCCCACCAGCAGGGAGCUGUGCAAGAGGAUCUCAGAGCGGUUAGGGGUGGAGCUCGGUAAAGUGCAGGUGUACCAGGAAGCUAACAGAGAAACACGCGUGCAGAUCCAGGAGUCGGUGCGAGGGAAAGAUGUGUUUGUGAUCCAGACGAUGUCCAAGGAUGUGAACACAACCAUCAUGGAGAUGUUGAUCCUGGUGUAUGCCUGCAGGACCUCUUGUGCUCGCAGCAUCACGGGCGUUCUGCCUUAUUUCCCCUACAGCAAGCAGUGCAAGAUGAGGAAGAGGGGCUCCAUCGUGACCAAACUCGUCGCCUCCAUGAUGUGUAAAGCUGGUCUGACCCACCUGAUCACCAUGGAUCUGCAUCAGAAGGAGAUCCAGGGCUUCUUCAACAUCCCUGUAGACAAUCUGAGAGCCUCUCCCUUCCUGCUGCAGUACAUCCAGGAGGAGAUCCCGGACUACAGAAAUGCUGUGAUCGUGGCCAAAUCUCCAGCUUCUGCCAAAAGGGCUCAGUCGUUUGCAGAGCGUCUGCGUCUCGGCCUCGCUGUGAUCCACGGAGAGGCUCAGGACGCCGAGUCGGACCAGGUGGACGGACGCCACUCCCCCCCCACCGUGAAGACCACCGGCGCCAUACACCCCAGCAUGGACAUCCCACUGUUGAUCCCUAAAGAGAAACCCCCCAUCACGGUGGUGGGAGACGUAGGAGGACGCAUCGCCAUCAUCGUGGAUGACAUCAUCGAUGACGUGGACAGCUUCGUGGCGGCGGCAGAGACGCUGAAGGAGAGAGGAGCGUACAAGAUCUUCGUCAUGGCGACACACGGCAUCCUCUCCUCCGACGCCCCGCGCCUCAUCGAGGAGUCGGCCAUCGACGAGGUGGUCGUCACCAACACGAUCCCCCACGAGCUGCAGAAGCUCCAGUGUCAAAAGAUCAAAACGGUCGACAUCAGCAUGAUCCUAUCGGAGGCCAUCAGGAGGAUCCACAACGGAGAGUCCAUGUCCUAUCUGUUCCGAAACAUAGGAGUGGACGACUGAGACACACACACACGCACACGGACACGGAGAGACAGACACACACAGAGAUGCACACACACACACAUGCACAGAAACACACACACAGAGACAUACAGGCCAUUUGCCUUUUCAGAUCUGAUCAGAGCUGAAUGUCAAACACUGAAAUGAACUACACACACUUCCUGCUUUUAUCAUAAUUUAAUAAAUGCUAACACUUUUCUUGAGUGCAGCUUAAAGGGAUAGUUUCGGAGGUCUUAAGUGGGGAUGUAAGGAGAAGUCUUCCAUUAUCAGUGAAUCACUUACAGAAGGUAAUUGUCAAAAAACAGCAGGAGUUUGGAGAAACAAUCAGGAAUACUAGCAAAGCAAUUCUCUGCAACACUUAUUGUAGCUUACUUUAAGGAAAAACCCAUCUAAAAAAAUGAAUAUCAGCCAAACUGUACGCUUUAUUUGGAAUAUAUAUAUAUAAUAUAAAUACCUCACCCAACCCCACUUUAAAACACUCAAACUAUCCUUUUUAAUUUAGAAACUGACUGAACACACACUGAUCCGUGUCCUUAAUGGAUUACUGCCUCUCUCUACACACCUCAGUUUUUUACUCUUGUCUCUUUCUGACUCACAUAUCCAUCUCCAUGUGUUUCAAUAGACGUUAAUGUGAUAUCUGUUAGCAUUGAAUGUCUCUUUGCAGUACAGUCUCCUUUUAUUAAUAGCAUCAGAAAGAGUGCCAGUGCCUUCUACAGGACACACACACACACACACACAGGCCUUCACACUCAUAAUUAAUCCAGACAUAAUCAGGUGUUCCAGCUAAUUAACUCCAGCGUAUCAGAGUGCAUGCUGUUGUUUAUUUAUGUGGUGUCUGAAUGUGCCACUAAUAUGAUUAGCUUAGCCUGCUAGCAGCUAACCGUAGCACGUAGAUGCUAACCUGGUGUCAAAUCUCAUUGCUAACUGGAAUUAACACGGGAAAUGUUUUUAUUUUAGUGAAUAAUAUCUGUUACAUAUAUCAUUGUGUGCCAUCAUUUCAAUACCUGCUUAUGUUUUAUAUUUAAUGCCACAAAUGAGCAGCUGGAAGUUGAAGAAACGUAGAAAAUAGAGCAUUUUUGAAGCAGUUUUUACGCUCCGGGUAGAAGUGUGAGGUCAAUUGGUCGUGUGAUGAAUCCUGAAGAAUAACGGUUGUUCACACACACACACACACACACACACACACACCUCUGGGUGUUCAAAGAGUCCUGAAGCUGGAAGAGUGAGUCAAACUUUUUCUGAUGACUGAAGCAGGUCUUUGUCACUUUACCUGAUGUGUUCCCAAAAAUGUUUUGUAUUUAUUUUCAACACUUAAUACGAAUAAAUAUGACCGAAGAAAGUAAAGUC